UCACAGCAACAGACGACAGCUACAAGUGAGCAGAGGAACCUGACAAGUGCGAGGUCUGAGUGACCACACUAUUGCCUCUGGAGGAUUCGAUUUCUUAAGUUCAGUGCUCAUUUCAGUACAUUCCUGCAAAGGUGGUAGAGAAGCUGCUGGGGGCCAAACUGCGCUUCAUUUCUGCUGCAAGCUUUAUCCUUCCGUGGGAGUAGCAGACGCAACAGCCUUGCUACAUUUUCCUCCUGGAUUUGACUUUGUGUUGUUCUUUUGAGGCCACUUUUCGCCAGUUUCUUCCCCCCGCCCUUGUUGACCGUGGAUCAUGCUGGGCACCGUGCUGCUGCUCAGUUUCUGUGUGAUGGCGGUGAACGGGAGAGUGAUGAGACACGCCUGCCCCCAGGUCUGUGACCGAUCCCGGUGCGCCCCAGCGCCGGUGAACUGCUCCGAGGGCCAGGUGAAGGACUCGUGCGACUGCUGCACCGUCUGCGCCGCGGCCGAGGGCGAAAGCUGCGGGGGGCGGGAGGACGUGCACGGUGUCUGUGCGGAAGGCUUCCAGUGCAUCUACUCGGCUGGCAAGCGCAAGAAGGGCACCUGCGGCUGCCCGCACAACGAUGAGGUGUGCGGCAGUGACGGCCAGACUUACAGCAACAUCUGCCGCCUGAAGGCUCUGAGCCGCCAGCACCAGUCCUCCAACGCGCUUCCUGUCAUUCUGAUCCAGAAGGGAGCCUGCGAUGCAGGUCACCAGCACCCAGACAGCAUGCGGUUCAAGUUUAACUUUAUCGCAGACGUGGUGGAGAAAAUUGCUCCAGCUGUGGUUCAUCUUGAACUUUUUCGAAGGAUGCCCUUCAGUAGCCGUGAAAUCUCUGUGGCAAGUGGCUCAGGGUUUAUCGUUUCAGAAGAUGGUCUAAUUGUCACCAAUGCACAUGUACUCAGCAAUAAACAGAAAAUAAAAGUGGAAUUGAAGAAUGGAGAAGCUUAUGAAGCAAAGGUCAAAGAUAUUGAUCAAAAGUCAGAUAUAGCAUUAAUUAAAAUACACCCAAAAAACCCUCUGCCUGUGCUUUUGCUAGCACGCUCUUCAGAUCUCAGACCAGGAGAGUUCGUGGUGGCAAUUGGCAGUCCAUUUUCAUUGCAGAAUACAGUAACAACAGGGAUUGUCAGCACCACUGAGAGAGGAGGCAAAGAGCUUGGCCUCAAGGAUUCUGAUAUGGACUACAUCCAGACAGAUGCCAUAAUCAAUUAUGGAAACUCCGGAGGACCACUUGUCAAUCUGGACGGUGAAGUCAUUGGCAUUAACACACUUAAGGUGACAGCUGGGAUAUCUUUUGCCAUACCUGCGAAAAGAAUUCAGCAGUUCCUUGCAGAAUCUCAUGACCGCCAGCUGAAAGAAAACUCUUCACCCAAGAAGAAGUAUAUGGGAAUAAGAAUGGUAGCACUUACACCAAGUCUCUUGCGUGACCUGAAAAUGCGUGACAAAGAUUUUCCUGAUGUUUCUGCUGGGGUUUACAUAUUUGAAGUCAUUCCGGCAACACCUGCUGCAAGUGCUGGUUUAAGAGACCGUGACAUCAUUAUCAGUAUUAAUGGUCAAACAAUCACAUCUUCAGAACAAGUGAGUGAAGCGAUUAAAAACAGUGACACCCUGGGGCUUGUUGUGCGUCGUGGAAAUGAAGACUUGAUGAUCACUGUGGUACCUGACAUAAUUAAUUAGAAAAAAAUUGUCUUUUUUUAAAUUUAUACAGACCAUUGUAAUCAGAUUUAAAUGUGGUUACUUGAAUAUUUUGUUUUACCAGUAGUCUCUUAAAAAAAACUAAGCGUCAAGUGUCAUAGUUAGGGGCUUUGCAGGUAUAAAUAAAAAUGAUGACUUAUAUUAUCACAUCA
Chiloscyllium plagiosum (whitespotted bambooshark) is the source of this 1863-nucleotide messenger RNA. Its product is annotated as serine protease HTRA1-like. Gene Ontology annotation, molecular function: serine-type endopeptidase activity; protein binding. Gene Ontology annotation, cellular component: extracellular region. Lineage: Eukaryota; Metazoa; Chordata; Chondrichthyes; Orectolobiformes; Hemiscylliidae. The record is from RefSeq and is a predicted model, not a curated record. Gene Ontology annotation, biological process: proteolysis; programmed cell death; positive regulation of apoptotic process.